Scaptodrosophila lebanonensis is the source of this 3159-nucleotide messenger RNA. RefSeq names its product rho GTPase-activating protein 26 (gene Graf). Gene Ontology annotation, biological process: signal transduction. The record is from RefSeq and is a predicted model, not a curated record. The coding region runs from base 1 to 3159 and encodes 1052 amino acids. NCBI's taxonomy places the organism in Eukaryota, Metazoa, Arthropoda, Insecta, Diptera, Drosophilidae. Gene Ontology annotation, molecular function: GTPase activator activity; protein binding. Gene Ontology annotation, cellular component: cytoplasm. The transcript is spliced from 12 exons.
AUGGGUGGCGGCAAAGAUAUUCGCCGCGGUCUGGAGCCAUUGGAAUUCGAGGAAUGUAUCGUUGAUAGUCCAGAGUUUCGUGAUAAUUUAAAUCGUCAUGAGAAAGAAUUAGACCACACCAGUAAUCAAAUAAAGCGCAUUAUUAAAGAAGUCAAAGAUCUGAUGAGUGCGGCUAAAGUGCUGUCUACUCGCAUGAAACAGUUGGCGAUUUUGCUGAAUGAUUUUAAUUUCGAGUGCAUUGGCACUGCUCAGACCGAUGAUGAAAAUGUGAUUUGUGAGAGCUUGAAGCGUUUCGGUGCCAUUAUUGGAACCAUUGAGGAUGAGCGUGAGAAAAUGCUAACACUCGCCGAUAAGCACAUUAUCGAAUCGCUUGAGGAUUUUCGCAAGAAACAAAUUGGCGGCGUUAAAGAAAACAAAAAGAAAUUUGACAAAAAGACGGAGAAAUUUUGUCAGUCGCAGGAGCGAUUUUUAAAUAUGUCAACCAAAAAGCCGGAAAACACUAUACAAGAGGCCGAUGCCAGCUUGGGCAUGCAUGAGCGCGAAUAUAUACAGGAGUCGCUCAGCUAUGUGCUCCGCAUCCAGGAGGUACAGGAACGAAUAAAAUUCGAAUUUGUGGAAAUUUUAUUGGCGUUCAUUUCCGGCUGGCUUGUGUUCUAUCAUACUGCACAUGAACAAGCAGAAGAUCAUCGCGAUUAUCUGCAGGAUUUGAGACACAAGGUGCAAAAGACGCGUGAGAACUUUGAGGAAGCACGGGAAAAGGUUACUGAGCUAAAAACCAAGUAUAUGGAGAAACGUACGAAGUCCGAAGAGACCUUCACUAAACGCGGAUACCUUUUCUUGAUGGAAAAAAGUUCCCUUUUGAAAAUCUCCCUUUUAGAGCCUUUCAAAGCAACAUGGACAAAGUAUUAUUGUACAUUCAAGAAACAAAAACGCGAGUUUACUAUGCUUCAGUUCAAUCAGAUGAAUCACAGUUUUACACGUCCCGAGUCGCGUGAAGAUGAAAAGCUCACUCUGUCUUCGUGCCAACGCCGCGCUUCGGAGUUUGAGAAGCGCUUCUGCUUCGAUCUGACGUUUAAGGAGAAGCCGGGUAUUGUGUAUACAUUUCAAGCGCUAAGUGAGAAGGAUCAUCGGUCGUGGCUGUGCGCCAUGGAUAGCACAGAGCCAUCUUACUCGGCGCCCGGAAAGAUGAAAACCAGCGAGGCUUACCAACUGAAUGAGGCGGGCUUUAUGUUUGUGCGACGCUGCAUUCAGGUGCUAGAAAGUCGUGGCUUGGAGGAUGAGGGUAUCUACCGAAAGAGCGGCGUAGGUACUAAGAUCAAUAAGCUGCUGGUCUUGGGUAUGGAACGCAAAGACACCGACGAUGUUUUUUGUGAUGAUAAUUAUCGUGAUCUAAUGGAAAGCAAUACGAUAGCAAGUGCACUAAAGAUGUAUCUGCGAAAUCUAAGCGAACCUCUGAUGACGUAUCAUUAUCAUAGUAGUUUUAUUGAGGCAGCAAAAAAAGAUAACCUCAAUCAGCGGGUAAAUGAGGUGCACAAAUUGGUACACAAGCUCCCACAGCCAAACUUUGAGAUGUUAGACAUUGUUAUACGGCAUUUGACUGAAGUCUCGCGAAAAUACGAGAAGAAUAAAAUGUCUGUUUUUAAUCUGGGCGUGGUAUUUGGUCCUACGCUGCUGCGCCCACUCGAAGAGACCGUUGCCGCCAUAUUGGACAUUAAAUUUAAUAACAUAGUCAUUAACAUUCUAAUCGACAAUUACGAGCGCAUUUUUAAGAAUGAUCCAAGCCACACAGGCAGUGCGGUAGCAGUUGCCAGCGUACAUCAAGGAUCUUGUAGUCCGCCCACGCGCAUGCCGCGCGCUUCGCAGGUUGCCAAAGCGGCGUCCACGGGCGGUGGUGGCGGGGGCGGUGGCCGCACAUCUAUGUACUCGCCGCAGCAGAAAGUGUAUCGGGUUGUGACAAAAUCGAACUAUACCGAACCACCCAUAUCGUCGAGUUUGCAAAAUAUUCCAAAUGGUAUGAUUUAUUCACACGGAACCACCAAUAGCAGUAGCACGCCGCCAGGUAGCGGGAGCACGAAUGGAGGUGGCGGAGCUAGUGGUGGCUCCUCAUUAACUGUAUCGCCACAUACCAACAAAGGUAGCGCACGAUCCUCACAAAUGGGUAGCAUGAAAAAUCUGCAUGUUGUGACACAGAAUGAUAUGAGCAGUAGGCGUACAGGGGCCAGCUCUGAUGUAGCGACAUCUGCAGCCGCAGCUGUCUAUGGAAUUUUGGGUGUCAGUGCUAGCACCAAUGGUGGCAAUGCAGCCUUGCAAUCCCACCAUGCCAAGCCAGCAACUGCGGCAACCAAUUUGCGACACACGGACUUCCUGAUGACUACUGCCACACCGGUAACUCAGUCGGCCUCCAGCUGCCACAUCUAUACGAAUGUAACAAAUGUUGCAUCGAGCGGUAAUCGUGUAAGUCUGAAUAACGUUUCCCCGCCCACGGCUGCCACCCGAAAGGAACGAUUGCUGGGUAUAGCUGGAAGUACCAGCUCUGGCCCACAACAACAUCCACCCGUGCACCGCAGCAACUUUUCCUAUGGCCAGCCAAAGCAUUAUUCACCUGUGGCUGCCGCCUCCACCUCCAGCUCGAACGAGAGUGUUUGCGAUUCGCUUAGUUCGAACAACGGAACAAGCGGAGGUGGUGGUGGGGCGUUGUUGCCUGCGAGUGGUUCAAGUGUGCCGAGAUUACUGAAUCCACGGAGCUCCAUAGACUAUGCAGCCAUUUCAACUCAAGCGCCAUCGCUCGCCACGCUCCUGGGUUCCACGAGCGAUGAUAUUGUGACAGCCACUGCAGCUCCUUCAAUGAUUACUAAUGCUGGCAUCGGAAGCUUGAGCGGUAGCGGUAACACGAACGACAGCGCCGAUUUUGCACCCACUAAAGUCCAUCGCAACCGGGACAUAAAUCAAAUAAAGCGCGAUCUCUCCGCAGGCACGGCACGUGUUCGCACCCUUUAUGCCUGCAUGGGUGAGAGCGAAGGCGAACUAUCUUUUGAACCAAAUCAAAUUAUAACCAAUGUGCGCUUCUCACAUGAGCCCGGAUGGCUGCAGGGCACACUGAAUGGGAAGACGGGCCUGAUACCCGAAAACUAUGUAGAGCAUUUGAAGCCAUACCAUUAG